Carassius gibelio (silver crucian carp) is the source of this 4447-nucleotide messenger RNA. RefSeq names its product transforming growth factor-beta receptor-associated protein 1 homolog. Gene Ontology annotation, cellular component: cytoplasm; membrane. The transcript has 12 exons. Lineage: Eukaryota; Metazoa; Chordata; Actinopteri; Cypriniformes; Cyprinidae. The coding region runs from base 23 to 2785 and encodes 920 amino acids. Gene Ontology annotation, biological process: intracellular protein transport; autophagy; endosomal vesicle fusion. The record is from RefSeq and is a predicted model, not a curated record.
CCCACCCACAUCACGUGGCCGGAUGUAUUUCGGUGGAGAAACAGGAAGCGUUACCGCAGGGAGAGAGAGAGCGAGAGAGGGAGGUGGAGUGGAGUGCUUGAAUGAAACAGACAGGCCCGUGGAACGCUGCCAUCACUCAAAUCAGGACAGCACUGACCACGGCUGGGAUGUGGGUGGCAUUAUGAGCGUGAAAGCUUUUGAGCUGGUUCCCGCCGUGGAGCGGGAACAAGUGAUGGGCGAAAAGGUGCGGAUAAACAUCGAAUGCAUCGAGUGCUGCGGCGUACACCUGUACCUUGGCACCAAUGACUGCUUCAUUCAUCACUUCCUACUAGAGGAGCGCACUACAACCAAAGGUAAGCUGGCUUACAAUGCCCAGAAGCUCCUCCACAAAUACCUGGGCCUGAAGAAGCCAGUGACAGAGCUGAAGGCUGCCUCAGCUUUAGAACGUCUAAUCGUCCUCUGUGACUCAACCAUCACUGUUGUGGACAUGGUUACUCUGGAGCCUGUGCCCACCGGGGGCACAAAGCUCAAAGGUGUGACUGCGUUUUGCAUCAACGAGAAUCCAGUGACGGGGGACGCAUUCUGUGUGGAAAUGGCGGUGGUUUUGGCACGCAGAAGGGCCGUCCAGAUCUGUACGGUCCAUGAGGACAGAGUGCAGAUGUUAAAGGAAGUGACCACUCCAGAGCAGCCCUGUGCCCUGAGCCUGGACGGAUACAAUAUCUGUCUAGCUCUGUCCACACAUUAUAUGAUUCUCAACUACAGCACAGGAGCCUCACAGGACCUGUUCCCUUACAACUGUGAAGAAAGGAAACCCAUUGUUAAGAGGAUUGGCCGGGAAGAGUUUCUCCUGGCUGCGCCAGGUGGGCUUGGGAUGUUUGCUAAUGCAGAGGGCAUAUCUCAGCGUGCUCCGGUGAGCUGGUCAGAGAGUGUGAUAGCGGCGGCUGUGUGUUUCCCGUAUGUGGUCGCACUGGAUGAAGGCUUUGUGACAGUUCACAGCAUGUUGGACCAGCAGCUCAAACAGACUCUGUCAUUCAGAGAUGGACAACUUCUACAGGAUUUUGAAGGUAAGGUGGUGCUGGCCUCUUCAAAAGCGGUGUAUAUACUGGUCCCUCUUCCUCUGGAGCAUCAGAUCCAAGACCUGUUGGCAAGCCAUCACGUUGAAGAGGCCCUGACCCUCACCGAGGCGGCACAGAGAAACAUUCCCAAAGAAAAAUAUCAGAUAUUGCACAAAAGAAUUCUCCAGCAAGCAGGAUUCAUCCAAUUUGGCCAGCUUCAGUUUUUAGAAGCAAAAGAACAUUUUAGGAAAGGACAGCUGGAUGUAAGGGAGCUGAUCUCUCUUUAUCCUCUGCUCCUUCCCGCCUCUUCCUCGUUCACACGUUGCCAUCCACCGCUUCAUGAAUUUGCUGACUUGAACCACCUGACUCAAGGGGACCAGGAGAAGGUACAGCGCUUCAAACGUUUCCUCAUUAGCUACCUGCACGAGGUGCGCAGCAGCGACAGCGCUAACGGUUUCCGUGAAGAUGUAGAUACAGCACUGCUGAAGCUCUACGCAGAGACCGGCCACGAGAGUCUUCUGGACCUUCUAGCCUCCGAUAAUGCCUGUCUCCUGGCAGACAGCGCCCCCUGGCUGGAGAAGCACCACAAGUAUUUUGCUCUUGGACUUCUAUAUCACUACAAUGGUCAAGAUUCUGCUGCUUUACAGAUGUGGGUGAAGAUCGUCAGCGGAGAUCUCCAGGACUCAACGCGACCAGAUCUGUUUGAAUAUGUUGUCGAUUUCCUUAGUUUUUGCUCCAACCUUGAUCUUGUGUGGCGGCAUGCAGACUGGGCACUACAGAAGGACCAAAGGACAGGUGUCCAGAUCUUCACCAAACGGCAUACCUCAGAGGAGAAGGAGGGUCAGUUAAACCCAGAUGACGUGAUCACGUAUUUGCAGAAGCACAGUCAAGCCCUUCUGCUCUACCUGGAGCACCUGGUUCUAGAGAAGAGAUUGCAGAAAGAGAAGUACCACACACAUCUGGCUGUGCUGUAUGCAGACAGAGUGCAGGGUCUGAUCUCACGACCAUCAGCCACCGAUGACCAGCUGUCUGCUGCCCGCCAGAAGCUACAACGCUUACUCAAAGAGUCUAAUCUGUACAGGGUCCAGUUACUAUUAGGUAAAAUUCAGGACUCUGAGAUGCUGCUGCUUGAGCGAGCUACACUACAUGGGAAGUUAGAGGAACAUGACAAGGCCUUGCACAUUCUAGUGCACCGGCUCAAAGACUCGGCUGCAGCUGAGGAUUACUGCUCUUGGGCCUCUGCGUCUCACGACCAGUCCUACUGUCAGAACCUUUUCCACCAACUCUUGAGCGUUUACUUGGACCCAGAUGUUCCAGGAGGGGCACAGACAGUAGCUGCCGUUGACUUGCUUAACCGGCACGCUGAAGAUUUUGAUGCGGUGCGUGUGUUAAAGCUGCUCCCAGAAGAGUGGUCUCUACCAUUACUCCGUCCUUUCCUGUGCGGGGCGCUGAGGGCUAGUGUGCAUGGACGGUGCACUUCCCAGAUUGCAGUGGGGCUGGCCAGAGCACACAACCUCCAGCUUCAGCAUGACAGGCUGAAGUAUCGAGGCGGCCCAGUUGUAGUGUCUGAAAAGAAAGGAUGCCAGCUGUGCCACAAUACCUUUAGCGAGCCAGACUGUGCCUGCUUGCCCGGCGGAACGCCUGUUCACAUUCACUGUGUUGCCAAGAAAGCCCUGAACUUACCAGUAGAGCGACAACAUGAAAACGCCCACCGCAGCAACCACACAUGAAGCUGAUCAGUCCACGGGGCAGUCGACACAUGCUGGCGUCGCACACACAGGGAGAAGGCUGAGUGCAUAGAGCAGCCAUUCAGAGCCCACGCCAGAGCACUUGGUGCGACCAGGACCUGCUUUCUCUGUGUGUGAGAGGAGUCUGUCAGCAAAUGAGUGUCUGAUCAAUACUAUUUAUUCCAUAAUCCUUUUGUGUGUACACACAACACUGACAAUGAAAAUCUGACAUUGUCUUUUGGUUGGUCUUUUUAGCAUUGCCUUACGAUGACUGGUCCAGUGGCUGUCUUUGCUUUUAAAUGGAUGGUGUCCAUAAUAACUAUUGUUUGCAAGCUGUUUGGGGUCAAAAUACUGGUGUCUUGACUGUCUGAUCUCUGUGAACAGAAUUAUCAAAAAUUAGUUUGUGGUCAAUAGUUUUCAUGAAACCAACAAAACACCAAAGCAGUAAAGGGAGAAAUGCUCAUAAAAAUAUCAUCAUCAGGAAUACGGUUUGUGGUCAUCAUAGCCAUUUUCAACAAUUUAAUAGAGGUAAAAAGGGAAGAGUUCCCAUGUUCACUUAAAGUCCGAUCUGGAAAAACUUUCAAGUUACAUGUAAGAUUCUGCAAUGAAUGUUUAUGAAUAAUGAGCACAACCCAGGAAAGAUUUUCCUUGUGUUUGUCUCUCUCUCCCUCAUUUUCACGUCGAAAGUUGAUUUGGCUUGAUAUUUCCCGUUGUCAAGUUUAAGUGAUAUUUAGUCCAAUUGUAGCUCUAUCAAACAAACCGGUGGACUAGGGCUGAGCUGUGUUUGUGUACAUGUUAUAACUAAAUGCUGAAAUGCAUAUAUUCCAUCCAAUCGUUCGUUUCUCAAAUGCAUGUGGUGAUAUGGACACAAGUCCUCUUAAGAAUGCUCAUUUUUAAUGAUCAAAAAAUGUUUUAACAUGAUCCAUUUUUUGUGAUUUUUAGGGAGGCACGAUAGCAAAUAGCUGUGGAAUGUUUUGCUUGAGAAUAAUCUUGAACCUCAUAUUCGAAGAAGUUUUUGGAAAAUAUUUUGUCUGAGAGUUGAAAGAAGUUGGAUUUUUAAAGGUGGAAUAAGUGAAGAGUGAAAGAUGGGGAAAAAAGCAUGGAUUAAACACUGCCUACUUAAUAUAAAUACUUAAAAUGACCUCUGCUAUGAUGAGGGAAAGUUGGGAUGACUAUUUGCCUUGAUGUUUUUACAGAAACGGUUUGUCAUUCUGGUCACUAGCUACAAGGAUGAUGGUAAAUUCUAUUCAAAAAUGUUUUUUUCCACAGUUAAGUACAUAAAUGACUUUGGGUAUCGUACACCAUAUAUUGAUUUGUUAAUCCGGCACAAUGCCUGUGUUGUAAAGUGUAUGUGUGCUACUGGUUCUUUGCUUUGAUUUGCAGAUGCAUUUUUCCUAAAAAAAAAAAAGUUCAUUUCGUCAUAUGUGCAACCAAAUCAGUCUAAAGAAAGACUGUAAAUUGUUUCAUCUUGAGAAAUUACAAAUGGAAACCCUCGUUGCUACAUCUCUUUAUAUCCUCAAAGUAUUUUAUACAUAGAAAUAUACAUAGAUACUGGUCUGUACAUACUGUAUUAUUAACUGUUUGUUGCUUUGUAAAUCAAUGCCGGUGUGGGUGGAAUGUACAGAUUGUAAAGACGUCCAUUUUAAUAAACAAGACUAUACCUAA